CAAGAAACUUUUGCGACAAGCAACUUUUUUCGUGAACAGCAAGUAAACAAUCAUGGCACGCAAGACAAAGACGUUGGCUGAACAGCUCGCUGAGCUCGACAGUCCAGCUCCUAUGGACUUUGACCCGGAAGAGGAAGCGCCACAGGACGACAGCGACGAUGACAUCUCAGACAACGACAAUGCCGCAGCCGCAAGAGAACACUAUGUCGAUGUAGGCAAGAGCAAGCUGCGCAAGCGCGAUGUUGUUCCUCUCGGACCCCGAUACGAAGGAUCUCAAAUCAGCAGGGACGCUGCGACUGGAGAAGACGAAGAUGAGGAUGAUCCGUUCAGCAAGGGCUUCGACGAGGAAGAGAGUGAGGACGAUGUUGACGGUGCCGAGGAUAUCUCCGCCUCUGAGGGUGAGGAGGAAGAUGUCAGCAACGAGGACGAGGACAUGGAAGAUGACGAUGAGAGCCCUGCUACCGACAUGAGCGACGAGGACGAUUCUGAGGACGACGAGGAAGACGAAAACGCCGAAGACAAGACCGAGCUCCGCAAAAUGAUGGCCGAAGAACAAAAGACGGUGGCCGCCUCCCUCUCGCAAGCAGCAAAGCAAGACGCAGAAAAAGGUCGCGCUGUAAAGUCUCAACGUACAACCUUCGACUCCCUCCUCAACACCCGCAUCAAGCUUCAAAAGGCUCUGAUUGGCACAAACACUUUGACCGGUGUCAUUGCUUCCUCCACGCCGACAGAAGAUACCCAAGAUGCCUUCCUCGCCGCCGAAACUGCAGCAUUCACUCUCUGGUCCACCCUCAACUCUCUUCGGGAAACUCUCGAGUCCUCCCGCACAGGCCAUAAACGCAAACACGCCGAAUACACCAUCGACACACCCACCGAAGACCUAUGGUCACACAUGCGCACCCAAGAACAUUCCGCCCAACCCUCUCGCGUCUCCAUUCUCGAAAAAUGGAACGCCAAAGCCAGAGGCGCUUCAGCAAUCACACCCAAGAACAAACUCAACAAUUCUUCCUCGAGCAACCAAAGUAUUGUAGAUGUCCUGCAGGAGCAAUUGCACGGCGAUCGCCUGAUAAAACGAGCACGCACACCUCGCUCUUGCGCACCCCUCCAACUCGCCUCCGCCGCCACCUCCGACUCCGAACCCAGCCACAUCUACGACGACGCGGAUUUCUACGGUCUCCUCCUCCAAUCACUCCUCGAACAGCGCUCCGCCGACUCCAUCGCCGCCUCCGCCUCCAGCACAAUUUCCAUAAACGCCGGCUUCCAAAUGCGCAGAGAAGCCAAAACGAAGAAGAAUGUAGACACAAAGGCGUCCAAAGGAAGGAAAAUGAGGUAUACCGUGCAGGAGAAGUUGCAGAAUUUCAUGGCGCCCGAGGAUAGAAAUGUUUGGGCGGAAAGGGCUGCGGAUGAGUUGUUUGGGAGUUUGUUCGGUGCUAGGUUGGGGUUGGGUGAGGAUGAGGAUGAGGAGAGGCAGGAAGAGGAUGCAGUGGACGAGGAGGCUGAGGCUGGAUUGAUGAUGUUUAGAAAUUGAAGAUGUUGAUCUUUUGAUCAUUGGGAUUUACGAGGUGCAAUAC
Molecule: messenger RNA, 1571 nt
Organism: Aureobasidium pullulans EXF-150
Lineage: Eukaryota; Fungi; Ascomycota; Dothideomycetes; Dothideales; Saccotheciaceae
Product: TRAUB-domain-containing protein
Exons: 2
Coding region: 53-1528 (491 amino acids)
Biological process (GO): maturation of SSU-rRNA from tricistronic rRNA transcript (SSU-rRNA, 5.8S rRNA, LSU-rRNA)
Cellular component (GO): nucleus; nucleolus
Source: RefSeq, a predicted model, not a curated record